UUUCCUUCCUUCUUCUUUUGUGGUUUCACACAGUAGUGAGUGCCAGCCUCCUCUUACCGAUGAAGUGAGACAGUGAGACGUCAGGCAUGGAGGCGUGGGUGUGGCCUGAAGCUCUAGCCCCACCUCCUCCGUCCCUUUCAUUUGACUCUCAUUACUUGAAAGGAUCUUCUCGACUGUUUCCAUGUGUUGGCGAACAGUUGUGUAGAAUCCAGCUCCUGGGAAUCAGCGAGCAGCAUGCAGUGACUUUGCAUCAUUGGACCCUGGAACCAGACACAUCAGCUGCAGACCUCAGAAGAGCCUGUUCACAUCGCUGUCAUGAGGGGCACGGGCAUCAGAGAGGGUGCGCCCAAGACCCUGUUGGCCAGGGCACUUUACGACAACCAUCCUGAUUGCUCCGAUGAGCUUGCCUUCUCCAGAGGGGAUAUCCUGACCAUCGUGGAACAAAACGUACCAGAGAGCGAGGGCUGGUGGAAGUGUGUGCUCCAUGGGAGGCAAGGCCUGGCCCCCGCCAACCGCCUCCAAGUCCUCAGAGAGACCCCGGCAGACAGACCCUGCCCCCUGCUCCUGAGAGGCCUGGACGCAGAUCUCACCAGCUCUGAGGCGCCUUACCAGGUGCACAGCUUGUCCUGCCCGCCGCCCCCAGGGCCUGUGUACGAAGCAAUGAGGAGCUGGGUGGUGGGGCCGCCACGGCCGCCAGCUACUGGCCAAGUCUACAUGCUGCCUGACUCUUCACCUUCCAGCGCCAGGGUCAUCUGUGAAAAGACCCUGAGCUUCCCCAAGCAGGCCAUCUUUGAGCUUCCCAGACCCACGAGGGGCUCGUUGCCGACGCUUCCUUCCCAGGUGUACGACGUGCCCAUCAAGAGGCACGUCUCCACAACCCUUGAGAGGCCAGAGAAGCAGCAGUUGUACGACAUACCCACCAGCUCCCAGAAGGGUCCACUCUGCCCCUCCACCAGCCAGGGACAGGGUGUCACACUGGCACCAACAAUGGCCUUCAGACAAGGUGGUGGCUAUAACCCGUUAUCCAGCCCUCAGAAAUCAGAAUGGAUUCAUGACACUCCAGUGUUGCUAGAAAAGGCCGAUGUCAGAAAUGUAUCUGUGGCCAGCUUCACCAAAGAAUCGGGGUCCAGAACCCUCCCAGGAUCCUCUGCUCUCCACACUGGAGCCGGGGCCCCCUCCCCACAGCUUGGCAACACUAUGCAGGAAAAAAGCAGCCUUCCAGAAGAACCUUCCUAUGCCUUCCCAGCGCCCAGGGACCCGCUUCCUUCUGAUGCAGGCAGCAGCUACAAGGUCCCUUCCAGGUUUCUCAUUCCCAGAGUGGAGCAACAGAACACCAAGCCUAACAUUUACGACACCCCUAAAGCCAUGCAGGGUGUGCCUCUGGCUGGAAAGGAGCUGGAGAGAGGCAGAGAGGCUCCAGAGAAUCCCCCUUGGAUCUCCAGACAGACAAGUUUCCUGUCUCCUGACUCGGACCGACUAUCUGUUGCCAGCUCAGACAGCAGGGCCAGCGUGGUGUCUUCGUGCUCCUCCAUAUCCAUGGACUCCUCCCCUGGCUCCUCCUCAGAGGACUCCGUGAAGGAGCUAUGGAUGGAUGUGGACUUUGCAAAGGAGACAGCAAUGUCGCUGCAACACAAAGUGGCCAGCUCGGCAGCCGGCCUGCUGCUCUUUGUGAGCAGGACUUGGAGGGUCAAAGAUUCCUUGGAAACCAACAUCAACAGAAUCCGCAGGGCCGCUGACCAUGUAGAGGAAUCCCUAAGAGAAUUUCUGGAUUUUGCCCAAGGGGUUGGUGUGACCGCCUGCAACCUCACAGACAGCUACCUUCAGGCUAGAAUUAGAGAUCAGCUCCAGACCAUCUCUAGCUCCUACCAGACACUGCUAGAUGCCAAGGGAAGCCUGGACCGCUGCAAUUGGUCCCUAGAAGUUCUCGUGAAGGACAAAGUCCAAAAUGGUGCAGAUGACCUAGAGAGGUUUGUUGCCGUUGCGCGAAUAGUUCCGGAAGACGUCAAGAGGUUCACCUCCAUCGUCAUUGCCAACGGGAAGCUCCUUUUUAAACCGAACUGUGAGAGAAGAGAGAUGGACUUGAAGUGUGAAAGAUGCAUCCAGCCUCCCCAAAGAGAAACUGAGUCCUACCAAGAGAGCAGCCCCUUCAGCAGACAGCCGGCAACUGAACGCUCCCUUGAACUAGCGAAGAAAAACAGAGUGGACGUCUGUGGGCAGAAGUCACCUAACCUACAAAAGAAAGGAAAGCCCACCAUGGAAGGAAAUUCAGAUGGAAACCAAGACUCCCAUGGCAAGAGUCCUACCGCUCUUUCCUCUCCAUCUCCCAGUGGGCACAACACAGGGAGGAAGAUCUGCCUGUCUGAGCACAGCAGGCUCUAUUUCGGAGCACUCUUCAAGGCCAUCGGUGUCUUCGCCAGCAGCCUCAGCAACAGCCAGCCCCCCGAGGUCUUCAUCACCCACAGCAAGCUGGUCAUCACAGUCGGGCAGAAGCUGGUGGACACGCUGUGCAGCGAGACCCAGGAGAAAGAUGAACGCAAUGAGAUCCUGUGCGGCAGCAGUCACCUGUGUGGACUGCUCAAGGACCUGGCGCUGGCCACCAAAAGUGCAGUGAUCCACCACCCAAGCCCCAGUGCCCUGAGCCUCCUCCACUCAGAGCUGGAGAAGCUAGAGCGCCACUCUCGGAAAUUCAGGGACACAUUGGAAUGAAGCCUAUGGAGGUCAACUCCUGGCCAGUUUCACACCUGCCACUCUGCUCCUGGAAAAGCCCAUCAGAAUGGCUGAAGCAGCCCACGGGUCUCGGAGCUGGUGUUAGUAAGUGGUUAAGCCUCAGGAGACUGGCUGACCACAAGGAGGUCAAGAGAGAGAGGCGGGUGACGAGUCAGGUCCUUGAGAUGCUGAACUCACUGUGCCAAGGUGUGCAGCAUCAACAGGGGAAGUGGCGCUGUUGAAGCCGUGUUCCGUGUCAGUCAAAUGUGUGUGCGGUUUACAGUCAUUCUACACUUGUCAGGCAGCACCCAAGGUCAAGGUCAAGGGGCAGAAGAGACAAGCAGCGUGUCCCAGGCUCUGGCCUCACAGAGGUACCAUCUGAUUGGGAAGACAGACGAAGGGACAGAGAAUUAGCUGCAGUCUAUUUACUAGCUACUAGUGAGAAAAGAAGCUGGUGGAGAGCGAGAAUGGAGGAGGGGAAAAGAACUUUUCCCCAAAGGAUUGAUUCCUGUUGCAUUCUUUUGUCAGGGAAGUGCGGGGACUGGUGGCACACACCUUCAAGUUUAGCACUCAGGAGGCAGAAGCGGACAGACAGACCUUAAUGUGACCAAACGAGUGCACAGCGAGCUCUGAGCCAAAGGCUGUAGAGGGAGAACCUGUUUUUUUAAAGCCUCCCCUAAAGCAAUGGGUUUGCCUUUUUUAUCAGUUGUUUUAGAUUAAUACUGUGAGAUGUAUACAAAUUGUGUAUGCAUGAACACGUGUGCCUGUGUGUGUUGCUAGAAACUGAAUCUAGGGUUUCACAAGUGCUAAGCAUGUACUCUGCUGAGAAGAUUGACCCCUAAUCCCCCUAAAUGUACCUUUGCUGUUACUUUACCCUGAAGGUGAUGGUUAUGUGCUGUUAGGUCCCCUACUAACUUAUUUUGUAUUACAAAUCCUGUAUUGAUCUGUUCCCCUAAUCAGUUAGAUUAGGUUUAUAUUUCACUAGUCUCAAAUCUGUCAUAUUUUUAUCUAUAAUCAUGGUUUAAAUACAUUUGCAAGGUCCUGAGAGACAGCUCAGGGGGUAGUGGCCCCCAGCCCCAGCCCCGAUUUCCUGAGUUCUAUCCUGGUGGAAGGGGAGACGUGACUCCUGAUAACUGUCUUCGGACAUUCGUGCACAAAACAAAACAAAACUUGUCAUUAAAAACUUAAAACAUGUGA
This is a messenger RNA of Apodemus sylvaticus (European woodmouse), 3903 nucleotides long. RefSeq names its product Cas scaffold protein family member 4 (gene Cass4). Gene Ontology annotation, biological process: cell surface receptor protein tyrosine kinase signaling pathway; cell migration. NCBI's taxonomy places the organism in Eukaryota, Metazoa, Chordata, Mammalia, Rodentia, Muridae. The transcript is spliced from 7 exons. The record is from RefSeq and is a predicted model, not a curated record. Gene Ontology annotation, molecular function: protein binding. Gene Ontology annotation, cellular component: cytoplasm; plasma membrane. Bases 316 to 2706 code for a protein of 796 amino acids.